This is a messenger RNA of Candidozyma auris, 2754 nucleotides long. Its product is annotated as non-specific serine/threonine protein kinase. Gene Ontology annotation, biological process: protein phosphorylation. NCBI's taxonomy places the organism in Eukaryota, Fungi, Ascomycota, Pichiomycetes, Serinales, Metschnikowiaceae. The record is from RefSeq and is a predicted model, not a curated record. Bases 1 to 2754 code for a protein of 917 amino acids. Gene Ontology annotation, molecular function: protein kinase activity; ATP binding. The transcript has a single exon.
AUGUCCACAGUUCCCUCACGUGCAUAUGAGAACAACAGCACCGCCCAGUUGGCUGCGCAAUUCAACGAGUUCUACCUCGCCAUAACCUCCCCAGUGGUGUCGCAGAUAGGGAACUACAAGAUCGUGGAGGAGAUCGGCGAAGGUGCUUUUGGCAAAGUGUACUUGGCCCAGCACGUUUUGUUGAACGCGAAGGUGGUGCUCAAAUGCGGCCUCAUUGACGACCCUAAUAUCGUGAGAGAGAUAUACUACCAUCAGCAGUUGAAGCACAAGAAUAUCGUCAAGUUGUAUGAGGUGAUCAAGACUGAACAGCACAUAUGGAUGGCUCUUGAGUACUGCGAAGGCGGUGAGCUUUUUUACUAUAUCUAUGAACAGCGUCGCCUCGACAUAGGCGUUUGUAGGCUGUUGUUCUACCAGAUCGUUCAGGGCAUCAAGUAUGUGCAUUCGCUCAACUUGUCUCACAGAGACCUCAAGCUUGAAAACAUCUUGUUGGCGGAUAAAAAGAGGCUGAUUAUCAAGUUGACGGACUUUGGCUUUGUUCGAGAAUUCAACCCGUAUAAGAGACUGCUCUUGUCUACGGUAUGUGGAACAACGGCGUAUAUGGCUCCCGAGAUGCUAAAGACGGAAAAAUACUCCGGCUUUGCCGUGGAUACAUGGUCAAUGGGUGUGAUAUUGUACGCUAUGGUAUAUGGUGUCCUCCCGUUUGAUGACGAUGACGACAUGAAGAUGAAGAUCAAAAUCAUGCACGAAGACCCUGUGCUACGAACAGAUAAUGUUGAUCCCGAGGUUGUCGAGCUUAUACGCAAAAUGCUUCUGAAAGAUCCUGCUCUACGCCCGAACAUCCUGGAGAUACUCAAUUCGCCGUUUCUCAUUGAUCUCACCAACGAGUAUCUGGAAAGGAGGAAUUCCUCCAUCAACGACACGGAGUCCAUCAUAUCUAUUAAUCAGCAUUAUAAGGAGAACAAGGUACCUUUUCAAACAAGAAUCGAGCGAGAUCUACUAAAAAAGCUCGAAAAGCUCAAUAUAGACACUGACGCACUACAAGCACUGGUCAUACAAGGCCACACAAAUACACUCACUGCAUUUUACGAAUUGGGACUCACUCGAGAAUUCAAAAAGAAAAAGUACAAGCACAAAAGAAGAAGAUAUUACGAGGCUAAAAGGCAAAUCAAGAGAUCCCGUAAAAGGGUCCGGAGCGCCCUAUCGCUUGCCGAUCAGAACUCUGGUACUCAGCCCCUCGAGAAGAUCAUUUCUUCGUUGAGUAUAACCUCCAAACAGCCCUCAGAGAACCAACCUGCAACUUCUCGGAAAUCAGCUGAAGAAUACCGAAAACUGAGCACCAGAGCAUCUUUUAACAAGCGGUUGUCAGGUUUACAACUGGACUCUCUGGGCACACAGCCCCCUCAAACACCCGUUCUGCCAGGUGCAGAGUUCAGUCAUAAUUCAGAAAGCUCAACUAAUUUUGGGAGACAAGUCUCAUUCAUUCCCGAUGACAGGUCGACUUUCAGCUAUCAGCCCACAAUCGAUCAACAGACUGGUAAAGGAAAGAAGAUUCUUGGUAAGCUACAAUUUUGGAAGAAAGCCAGAAAAGACCAAGGUAAAGUUGACGAAGCCACAAGUCGUAACGAAUAUAGUGAUGGUGAAAACGGGGUUUCUGAAAUCCAUUUGGGCAGUAAGCAGGAUAACGCAGCUGAAAGAAUUCUGGCAGCGUCCAAGAAGUCUGCAAGUCCUCUUAGGAGUGUUGAAAACAACCCUGCUCCACUGGUAGUCAAUGGUGGGGUGAGAAUUUCUGGUCCAGAAGAACUCCCAAACCCUCCCGAAAUCAGGGAUGCCAAGGAAUUGGGCCAUCAUCGUGAAUCAUCGAAUCAGACUGCUAACACUAAUAACACCGGCUCUUCCCACAUGAGCGAUCACUUGGAUAGGACUAAUAACUCGAUUGUUCAUGAGAGUCUUUUGAGUUCGGGAAGAAGACAACGACCCGAAUCUGUGGUGUCUCAAAUUAGUCAGUUCUCACAACUAAGUCAAACGUACCCAAUGUCUGAGUCUGAGUUAGAAAUGCUCGACGGAACAGACAUGGAUGAAGAUUUCUAUGAUGAUGACGCCAUAUAUGAGCUGUCAAUUAAUAUAUCCCAGCAAGACUUGUUGCAUAAUAAGCACUCAUCCACGAGCAUGGCUCAGUCAAAUUCUAAUGCGCUGAGGAAGAAACGACCAUCUACAAGUAGGAUGGCAUCCGAUACCCUGAUACUCACCACGAGUACACAGGCAACGGGCCAACAGUCUCGAAACAAAAAACAUUCGCUUUCACAAGUUUCCAGCAACUCAUCAGAGGAUAGCGAGUCCAGGUCAAAAAUUCAUGAUUAUGGAGCCAAUGCUGAUCAGCGACCUGUUUCACCUCGGCAAAAGAUUGGAUUUCCUCGCAAUGGCACCCAUCCCUCACUCAGAGGACCAAGACAACCUAACUAUGGAAAGGCUGCACCUUCACCCAAUGUCCAAACCCCUACGCCUGUGCAGCCCAUUCCCGGCAAUGGUAUGAACCGGUCGCCGUCACCGCCAAUUUUCAAGAAAUUUAAUACAAUGAGUGGGGUUGUGAAGCCGGUCAAAAACGUCUUUGACCCGAAGAAAAAUGAUUCAGGAAAUCAGAAGUGGACUAUGAAUGGAGAUAUGAGUGACUCUCGCUGGAGGCAUGAUAGUGCAACUCCCUCGAGAAUUUAUGAGAGGCAAGCGAUCAUCACCGAGGAGGAAGAGGAAGAUGAGUAA